AUGGCACGCGCAGCCGUACUCCCACCAUCUCCCGCCAAGCGGGGGACACGGACUGCACCCCGGUCGACUUUGACCAAGACCACAGCUAGUUCCCAAGCAAAAGCCGUCGCGGCGCCCAAGCGCGUGACUAAAACCACGACAGCCAGGAAAAACACACUCGCAGCAGCCGAGUCGGACUCAGAUGAUACAGAAGAUGAGCUCGGUAUGAUGAUGCAAGAGUCUGAAACGAAACCAGCCCGACCACGAGGACGCCCACCCGGUCGCACAUCGAGCAAAACGUCAGCUACCGCGGCUUCAGCGGCGAAAGCCGUCACUCGCCCGAAGAAGACAGCUUCUGCGCCCGCUCCGUCAAGAAAAACCGCUACUCGCGAAUCAUCUCAGCCACUAGAGCCCACCAAAAAGCGAGUUGGGCGACCGAAGAAGAGCGCAACGUCGGAAAUAUCCACUGCUGCGAAACCCGAGACAGCGCCCAGGGCUCGCGGGCGACCCAAGGGAUCAACAACUUCGAAAACGCUGACCACCACUCGCAAAAAUGAUCGAGUUGUAGAUGAGACCGAUUCAAAUUUCGGAAAUUCUUCAACACAACAUGUUCGUGUCGCCACAAAUUCCGCGACAAUGCGAUCGAAUCUCCUACGCGGCCCGGCAAAGAAGAAGACAGUUACUUUCCGGGAGCCUAACGGCGCAGAGGAUGAAGGAACUGAAAAAGAGGAUUCCUUGUCACCUUCCGGCGUAAAGCAAUCAAAGGGAACCUCCGAAAAGACUGGCCUAGGGGCAAUGCCCAUGCGCAAAGCAGCUGGCACUUCGACGCGUGGGCGAAAGCCUGCCGUGGCGAAGAAAACUGCUGGGAAACCUUUGUCACCGAAAAAGGACAAGCAGGUCACCAAAUCACUCGCGUCAUAUGUUGGUUCCGACGGGGAAGAAGAUGAGCUGGUUUCAAACAAAUACAACGUGACCAGUCCUCUCAAGUUGGUUGUCGAUUCGCCUGUCAGGCCGGGCUCCGGGACCAUGGGACUCAAUUCACCCAUGCGAAGAGUCAACUUCACACCUCAGAAGCCCUCCGGUACAGUUGAUGAGAACGGAGAGCCCAAGUGCUCGACUCCCAAGAAUGCCCCAUCAGGCACUGGAUUAAGUUCUCCAGUACGAAGAAUUAAUUUCACGCCUACCGCGGCUCGUGCUACUGUGCCUGACAUUGAUCACCAGUCGUUAAACCCUGGUAAACCUGUUGAUUUCAGCGACGCGGUGUUUAUGUCGAGCCCUGCUAGGCGACCGGAAGUAUCACCUUUCCAAUUCUCGCUCCGGGACACUCCCAACCGUGGCUUGCUCUUCCGUCAAGAUUCGCAGUCCACUGUCGAGGCGCUGACUGAACGCGAAGCAUCUCCUCUGAAAAGAUCUCCCAGAAAGGCCAACCUGGGUGCCUCGUUCUCGGAGACCAUCAACUGCAACCCACUUUUGUCACCAGCCAAGAGAUCCCUCAUCCAAAGCCCACCCAAAAGAGUUCCGUCUCCCUUCAAGAGCUCUAUUCAACUGUCUCGGGCCAUGGAUAGGACUAGCUCUGUUGAUGAGGAUGAUGAUAAUGAAACUAUUAGCCUUCCCAGCCCUCGGGUGGAGACGGAGAAGACGAAUUUGAAGAUUCAUGAGACUGGUUGCUCCCUUGCAACGGAUGAUGUUCAAAUUGUUGAAGAUGUUGCCCGUGACAUCUUCGGCAUCGAGCUGCGGUGUUAUGGCAGAAGCUCUUCGUUUUCACCGUUACCACGAAGGCUUUUCGCACUUGAAGAGCCUCUGGAAAUCGCCCCUGCGGAGAACCCCCAAGGAAAAUCUGAAGAUGUGGAGAGCGACGCCGAGCCCGCUGAAAUCGAUCAGCAAAUUGAAGAGCUGGAAGAUGAGAUCCGGGGCGAACCUGAUGAUUUUGGGACGGUGUGCUUGAAUACAAUGGAAGACCUGCAGGAGGCGUUUGAAAACCUGGCUGAUGAUCAAGGUCCCCAACGCCAUUCAGAGGCCGACGGUGAUUUUGAUACCGUGGAAUCAGAAGCAGAAGAGGCUUGCAACCAAGAGUCUGAUUUAGAGUCAACAGCCCAAGAGACGAACAACAACAGCCUGGCUAUGCCGGCCAGCGAGGAAGAGCCGGAGGAGUCCAUCCUCGAACUCCAAGACCCUGAGACUUUGGGAAACUCGCAUAUUGCUAGCCCCUGCAUCGAUGUACCGGGAGAGGAUCCUGCUACAUCUCUGCCGUCGCCGGGGCAGGAAAGGGCUCACAACGAGACAAUCGUUGCUGAUCAACCAGAAGACUUCUCCGACGUUGAGUCCGAGUCAGGUUCAUAUGGAGAGCCUCUUGUCCACCUUUCUCUCCCCGAGGCCACUCCUCUUAGGUCUCAUGCGGCUUCUGUUCAGUCUUCACCGGUAUCCACGAGAUCCACUUCAACCCCGUCAUCUCUACAGAAUAUCCAAAAACAAGGUGUGCUGUCAUCUGGCGAGGAGAAGGCCGUUCAGCCAGAAAACCACGUCUUUUAUCAUCAUUCCGAACCUGAAAUGAUCCUCGAAGAGAGCACUUUGAACGUUACAGACAUUGAAAGCCCUCUCCCCGCACUACAGGCUCGCUGUGAAAGCCCCAACUUCAACGGAAAACGCCAGUCACUCGACAACCUUGGCGUCGGUUUCACACCAUUAGCUCGGAAGCUUGACACCUGGCAGGCCAGUGCUUCAACGACUUCCAGGCUGGGAAAGCCACACUCGCCUUCUCCAAGUGAAGAUGUCACUUACCCUGAUAUCUCGCGCGAUGUCUCGGAGGCUGAAUCACCUUUGCCUCCGCAAUCACCUCAACGUAGUGGCGUCAUGAAUGGGUCUCCCCUCCCUCAAUCUCCUCACACACCCCCAUCCGCCAGGACUCCACUCGACCACUCCAUCAUGUACUCGCCUAUUCGCCUCGACAUCUUUGAAGACAGCGAGAUGUCUGACGUGGAUAGCCCUACGAUCGAAGCAGACAACACUGACCGGGUGUCGGAAAAAGCCGGUCUCCCUGAGAAUCAUCCGCGGAAAUCUUUCGGUGAGGAUGAAGACAAGGAGAACAGACACUCUCCCCUUAACCUGCCUGCAACUCCUCUUCAUCGCGGAAUUGACCAUCUGCGAACUGUGCACACUGUCUGCAAGGUUCCACUGAAGGGUGAAGGUGAGGUUUCGCCUUUGAAGCUGCCACGAAAGCGUGGCCAUUCGCUCGAGGCGAGAUCUCCAACUCGGUCCUCGUCUCGCGUGCGCAAGCCAGUCGUUUUCCUCGGCAGUGAGCCAUCGCCGGUCCUCUCUCCCCGCAAAGAGGCGCGAGUCCCUCUGAGCCCUAGUCCUAAGCGCCGGUGCAGUGCGCCUCGACGCUCCAGUGGCGCCGACUCUGUGGUCCAGGUCCCUCAAUCUCCAUCUGUCGCUUCUACCGCUGGUAGGACACCCCGCAGAAAGAGCAUGACCAGCAGCAGCGGGCAAGCACUUCGGGGCGCUGUCGUGUAUGUGGAUGUGCACACGACUGAAGGAGAGGACGCCUCGGGGAUCUUUGUUGAGCUCCUGCAACAAAUGGGCGCUAGAUGUUUCCGGUCAUGGUCAUGGAAUCCUCGCAGCAGCAUGUCUCCUGUAGACGGCGAGGAGCCCAAAGAGUCCAAGGUGGGAAUCACCCAUGUCGUGUACAAAGACGGUGGCCUGCGUACAUUGGAAAAGGUCAAAUAUGCCGGCGGUUUGGUCAAGUGCGUCGGUGUGGGGUGGGUUCUCGAUUGUGAGAGAGAGAAUAAGUGGCUAGAGGAAACACCGUAUAUGGUCGAUAGUUCUAUCGUUCCUCGCGGCGGCGCCAAGCGUCGCAAGAGCAUGGAGCCGCGAGCUCUCAGCAACGUCAACGGCACUCUUGUGCGGGUCGCUGAACCGUCAACACCAUCUGCCAGCGGCCGUCGUUGUGGUGCCGAUCAAGGCGCAGUCGAGGGUUUCCGAAAGAUUACUCCCCCGACGCCGUUGGCUGGAGUCCCCUCAACGCCAACGCGGAGCACUGAACGUUAUACAGUCCCCGCCACUCCAGGCUAUAACUUUGCCAACCUUGACGCCAUUGGCAUGUCUCCUGCCACGCCGUAUUUCCUCUCCAACCGUGCCAAGUUGGUACAGCAAUCUUGUCCCCCGAAGCAAAGCAACCGUGGCCUGUUUGACUCGGCAGACAGGCCCGUUUUCGGUCUUGACGCAGACGACGAAGUAGAAUCAAGACGUCAACAGAGGGCGCGCAUGGACGCGGCCCGGCGAAAGAGUCAUUUCUAUCAACCCGCUAUCCAGAGUCCGCUUCGAGAGUGA
Penicillium oxalicum is the source of this 4305-nucleotide messenger RNA. RefSeq lists its product as uncharacterized. The record is from RefSeq and is a predicted model, not a curated record. Bases 1 to 4305 code for a protein of 1434 amino acids. The transcript has 3 exons. Gene Ontology annotation, molecular function: DNA binding. NCBI's taxonomy places the organism in Eukaryota, Fungi, Ascomycota, Eurotiomycetes, Eurotiales, Aspergillaceae. Gene Ontology annotation, biological process: mitotic cell cycle.